AUUUAACUGCAAAAUUCAAAUAUUUGUGUACCUGAUAUCGCGUUCUACAGGUGGAAAUUUAUUUCUCAUGAAAUUCGUUUCAUUGCUCCAAGAUGGAUCAGCGAAGAACUUUAACGUUGAAGCCGAAGAGAGUUUCGACCGGUGACAGUCACAUUCCCAGGCCUCGUUUCAGAAAUUCCUCCAGCGAUCGAGCGGGAUCGACUGGCAGAAAAUCGUAUUUGAAGUCUACAGGUAUAGGUAAACCUUCUCUACAUCUAUUGGGGACUCCAGUUACACCUGCAAGAGUUUCUACUAGGCUUAAUGUGCCAAGUUCAGCGCGUUCAGAAGGACAUCAUACGGUAUUACCAAUAGGCCGUUCGCCAUCCGGCGAUCGUGCCAGCAAUGCGGGUGCUAAGGGUCCCAGAAAGGACACAAGGCCCUUGGGUGAUAAAAGUUAUCAGAUGGACUUGCUGAACAAGAUAGACAAUUUUUUUCACGUGAAUCAGCGCUCAAACAUGCUCAACAGCAAUGGCAGUCUGAAGCCAAUUACAUUGAAUAUUUUCGUAGAGGUUUCUAAUUUUCUAUUAAAGCUUCUUGACAUCAAGCAAGAUCACAACAAAAUCACAACAAAAACUUACAUAGAGGAGAUUCCGAAAUGUGCAAAGAAGCUACAUUAUCCUGGUAUGAUAAGCAAAUCGUGGUUAAAGACUGCCAAUGUACCGCAUUCAUGGCCCAAUGUCCUUGGAUGGAUUGGCUGGUUGGUAGAAGCAUGCCAAGUGAGAGAAUUCGCAUUAAACAGGUACCAAUUGGAAACUUUACCAUUCGUAGGAACAGAGCAACAAGCUCAAAGUAACAAAUUGGAGUUUAUAGCACUGUUGGAAUGCUAUAAAGCUUGGAAUGAUGAAAAACUCGACGAGGAAGCGGAAUUGCUGGAGAAAUACCGACAGGACAUAAUAAAUCAGAAAGGCAUUUCCGAGGAGGAUAUAGUCCAGGCACAAAAAGAAUUGGACGAAAAUAAUUCGAAAUUAGAGAUAAUAGAAGAGGAAUCACGGGAAAUUGACGAAAUAGUUAAACAUUUGAGUGAGAAAUUAUCGUCUUUGCGUGACAAAGAAGAAAAACAAUUAGAUAGUAUUAAGGCCACAGAAGAUUAUAUAAGAAGGAUUUCUGCUGAGACGAAUCAGUUAAAUGCAGAACGCGACGUUUUGAAUGAGCAGUUUCGAAUGGGAAAGAUACAACACAAAGAAUUAAUUUCGAUUGUAAAAGACCAACCCAUGUCUAAAUAUGAAAAAGAAAAAAUUGUCAAAGAAUGCACAGAGAUACAAAACUAUAUACAUGGAUUUGAUGAGCAUUUGACAGAUUAUCAAAAGGAACUAUACUCUUUAGAUAUCAAAUUUGCAGCUUCCAAUAAUGAUCUCAAUAAAGCAGUAUUGGCAUAUAAUAAAGAGAUUUUUAUGCAUACUGAUAACGAUAUUGAUGUGAAUUUUGAUGAAUUAAAACUCCCGGAGAAAGGAUUAUUAAAUCCACAGAUAAUAGAUAUUAUGAAAGAAAAAGUUGCUUUAAUGGAUUCUUUCAAAGAAUUAUUAGCAAAGCAAUGCAACGAAGUAGACUCUCGUAUUUGUUCUGAGACUAUAAAACUGGAGAAACUGCAAGAAGAAAUUAAAUUUUUUGUAGAUGAAGAUAAAUUAAAAGAGGAGAAAUCUUGCAUCGAUAAAAUGAAGAUAGAUAUGAAAAAUAAGAAAAUUGAAUUGACAAAACAGAUAGAAGUCCUGAAAAAUGAAAUCAAGAAAAUGCAGGAUACGAUGUCAGAUAUACAAGCAAUAGAUCUUGAAAUAGAAGAGGCCAAAGAUAAAUUAAACGCACUAACUAGAAGGCAAACAUUUUUAGAACAAUCUGCCGAAGAGUUUUUCGACAAGUUUUAUAAAAUUAUUGGUGAACAUAGAAGCGAACUUUAUGAUAUCUUAACAAGAAAAAAAUGAAAAUUGAAUCUCUAUGUAAAUAUUCUUAUAGUAAUAUGUUCAUUACUCUUCCUCAUAUUAUUUGGAAUAUAUAAUCUAUUAUAUAUGUAUUAUACCGCACAUAUUUGGUUGUAUGAUCUUAGUAAAAUGUGUUACAACUAAUAAUAAAAAGUAAUAAAACUAAUAAUAAAAGUAAAAUGAUAAUAAAUACAAAAAUGUGUCAAUUUAAACAAGGAAUUUAAUAAAUACGUUUUUCGUGGAAACUCUCUCAUAUGUCGUUAACAAAAUAAAUGCACUUUCUUAUUUAA
Formica exsecta is the source of this 2242-nucleotide messenger RNA. RefSeq names its product kinetochore protein NDC80 homolog (gene Ndc80). NCBI's taxonomy places the organism in Eukaryota, Metazoa, Arthropoda, Insecta, Hymenoptera, Formicidae. Gene Ontology annotation, cellular component: Ndc80 complex. The transcript has 2 exons. The record is from RefSeq and is a predicted model, not a curated record. Gene Ontology annotation, biological process: attachment of mitotic spindle microtubules to kinetochore. The coding region runs from base 93 to 1955 and encodes 620 amino acids.